AUGAAAAGAGGAAGUGACGAAGAAGAGAAGUUCCGGUGUAAGCUCUGUGACAAAGUUUAUUGUGGUGAGCAAUACCUGAAGAAUCAUCACAAGGCAAGCAUCAGAUCACACGGAAACGGAAAAGUCGUCGCGGGAUUCUACGUUGUUUGCCCCGGAUGUCAGCGGAAAUUUCAAAACCAUCCACAGUUAGAGAGGCACUGGAAAUUCGAACAUGGACAGCUGGAAAGUAACCUUGCCUCCAGUCUCAUGCUGGAACCGAGCAUUGACGUUUCUGGAACGAAUCUCUUUGAAACCAUUCGUCAGAUAGGAGGAACAGGCGAGAAUAAAGAUCCGAAAUUACGGGUAAAAGAUGAGGAUCAGCAAUCAGAUGGAGAAAAGGUGGAUUGUCAAUAUAGAAACAUGAGUGAAUUCUCUCUCGUGCGAAUGAACAGGUUCAGCGUUGAAAGCGCAAAUGUGAAGAAGACCAGUGGUAUACGUAAAAGUCGGAUAUGUGACACUGAAGAGAAAAAUAUGAUGCGUCAAUUACAAGGAGCUGCAAGGCGUCGAUGUAAAACAUUGGAGGAAACUGAAGAUAAAAGGAAGAUACGAAUUCAAAAACAUUGCGAAAAAGCACGAAUCACACGCUGGACUGAGAGUACUGAACAAAAAGAGCGUCGUCGGCAGCAAACUCGGAUUAAAAUAAUGAGUAGGAAUAUCAGUAGAAGAGAACGAGACCUCGGUAGAAGAGCAGAAGAGUUGCUACUUGCAGUGAAUGGUUCACAGGAAAUCUUUGAGGACAGUGAAGAAACUGAAAAUGUAGAUGGUGACACGGUGCUUGUUAAAGACGAUCCUUUUUCAUCGAAAAAAAGCAAGUCUUCCUUAAGAAAGAGCGAAGUUAUAUGCUAUGCCGUUGUUGGAAUUCAUUCUAAAGAAGAGAGACAGAAAUUUAAAGACCUUCUGGUGAACAAUGGGUACAGUGAUGUAAAAUUUCUUAACAUACACUCACCACUUAUAAAGGCAUUUGGUGAAGAUCUGAAUUUACGAAGUACAGGAUUACCUAUGGGUCACCGUGAUGUUUUUAGUGAGGGACCUUCUUUUUCAGGUACCAAACCUCAUUCAAGAAUCUCAUCACUGUUACCACAUCCUGUGGGUGAUUCGGCCCGUAUUUUAUGUUCUGGUAUAAAUGGAGAUAAGGAGAUCUUAAACAGUGGUCCAGAACCUGCUAAGCAAACUGUCUUGUAUGAGGACCGGUUGAUCAGUGGUCUUUGUACAUCAAACCAUGUUGGCGGUCUGUUUAAUCGAUCUAAAAAAAUCCAUUCAAUGGUAUCUGAAGAUUUUCGUUGUGUGAUCUGCAAAAUGCGCUUCCUUGAGGAUGGUUUUCGCUGCUUCUCUCGGAAACCUCAUCUGAAUAUUGUGCUUCUGGCAUGUCUGCAAGCACAAAAUAUUCUUGACAUGGAAUCAGCUAGCAAAGCCUAUAGAGCUAGCCAAUUGCCAAAUACACGAAUAUGUCACAAGCACUACAUGCAAGCGGCUUCGUACAUCGGUAGAGAAGUGGAACACAUGUUGGGCACAUUUCCAGAGCGUGGACUUGAUCAAGUUCCCUUGAAUAUACAGGAUGAUUUGCUAGCCUAUUUACAAGUGUAUGGUGAUUUCCUUGAUGAUUCUUCCACAGGUAGUGAUUACAUGAAACUCAUUACUCCGUCUUUGUCGGCCGAGUCUCUGGUUGGACAAAUUUCUAAUUAUUCAGGUAUUAUGGCUCAGGGACAUUUCUCACCAUUAUCUUCGAAGACUGAAUCGGCUUGCCUUACUGAAAUUUCUGCAGUGGAACUGUUAGAACCUCCUGCUAGACAGAUUGAUCUCCCAAAAAAUGUGAUAAUGAUCAACCCUGAGUCUAUUGGAAGCGAAGGUAGUAAUCGCUUUACCUAUGACAUGACAACAAGAAUGUAUUUUCUAGAAGCUAUGUCGCCAUCGUCGCUGGAAGGAACAUAUGCGAGUUCUGAUCAAGUGGAGGGAUCCACCUCUCCAAAAUCGGUCGAUCCACCUAUGAUCAUCAGAGAUCAAUCGACAUGUCUCGAUACCUUAAACGAUGAAGAAUUCCGAAAUCGAUUCCGAUUUACUCGUCGGACUUUUACACUACUCUGUGAAACGUUGGAUAUUUGGCUAGAUUCGAUGACUAACACAUUCCUUUCGAAAAGGCUGCGCAAGGUGACUUGCUCUACGGGGAUUAAGAUUGCAAUGGUGCUUGAAAUGUUAGCGGGAAAAUCACUACCCACCGCCGGUGAUCCAAUACUACAGAAAAGCGCAUCUGAAAUUUUCUGUGGUGUUAUGGAAGCGAUGGCGCAGUGGUCAAUAACAAUGAUACAAUGGCCGAAUGAGGUAGAAAGUAAACGAAUUAGUGAAAGUUUCUUCAAGAUGACUGGUUUAAGAGACAUUGUUGGUUGUCUAGAUGCCACAAUAGUGAAGGGCAAAGAACCACUCAAUGUUGGACUGGUGUCUGACGACAAAAUGCGCUUCCGUUGGGUAUUUGCUAAGUAUCAUGCGGAUGCAGACGAUGAGAUGGUUUUUAAGCAAAGUUCGCUCUGUCAACAGUUAAGAGACGGCAGAAGGAAAGGGCGUCUUGUCGGGGAUGAUGCAUUCAACAGCGAAUUAUUUUUGAUGACUCCUAGCGUGGGACGUGAUGAGAUUAAAGAAAAGGAUAGAUUUCUGGCAAAUACUUUAUGCAAAGCUCACCUAACGGUACAGGAAGCGAUCGCAAACUGGAAAAGGCAGUUCCCGAUUCUCAGCGGGAAUCAAAAAUCCAGCAAAACGUCAAGAAUUGUUGUUUGUUGUGCAGCGCUGUACAAUCUUGCGAGAGCAGAAAACGAACCAGUGUUUACCGCGAAAGAAGGAAUUCAUUACUGA
Angiostrongylus costaricensis is the source of this 2880-nucleotide messenger RNA. The record is from the annotation of a GenBank genome assembly. Lineage: Eukaryota; Metazoa; Nematoda; Chromadorea; Rhabditida; Metastrongylidae.